Salvelinus namaycush (lake trout) is the source of this 5954-nucleotide messenger RNA. RefSeq names its product polypeptide N-acetylgalactosaminyltransferase 12-like. Bases 706 to 2448 code for a protein of 580 amino acids. Lineage: Eukaryota; Metazoa; Chordata; Actinopteri; Salmoniformes; Salmonidae. The record is from RefSeq and is a predicted model, not a curated record. The transcript is spliced from 10 exons. Gene Ontology annotation, cellular component: Golgi apparatus.
GAAACGAAGCAGCUGUAACAUUGUUAAACUGUAACAAUUUUUUUCGUUACAGUUUCCUGGAACGCAGAAGACAUUGUUUGCACAGCGUCGUUUGUUGAUACAACAACUCGUGACACUGGAGAAAGAUUAGUGACUGAUAAACUUCUGAUAAACUUCUUAAAUGUAUCGACGUGUAUGAUUUUGUGCGGCUCGCUAACGGAAACCGUUGAAAUGUGUGCGUAGGUUGCAGGUAAAGAGCUACAACGUGACAUAGUUAAUGUAGGCUACAUUGUGUCCAUGGCGCGAAGAUAAGUAGGGUGCGCAAAAUGGAUUAGGAUUUAGUGCUACUGGGACAGAAUGGAGCGCUGGACACAUUAAUUUGACCUUGAUUCUUUUUUUUUUUAUCUGGGUGUAAAUGAUAAUCCAUUUUUAACAUCACGUUUAUGGAGAAGUCAUAUUUCAAUAAACUUUGACCAAGGAAGCCAAUCGCUGCAUGACAGAAAACGACCGUUGAAAUUUGACUUGGCUAGUCAAAUUUGGUCAACCCUGUUAAACAUUUCGAAAUAAAGUUGAUUCAAGCAAAAUAGGGGAACUUUUACAUUGCACAAAGUUAUUAUCAGAAGCCAGUUCAUGGUGAAUUUGGUGGAUCUGGUUUGGUAAUGCACCAUGAUGCUGUUGUAGCCUACGGGGUAUGAACAUAUCUCGUGAAGGAGGAAGGGAGACACGAUGGCACUUUCCCGGCGAAGGAAUCGGUGGAAGUUGAUAGUUUGCCUUUUUGCGGCGUCUAUAGUGGGAUAUUUUAUUUUAAACAGGCAUAAUAAUCACGGUGACAUAGCUGGAACACGUCGAAGAGAGGUUCCAACUGAGCAAGAUAUUGCAAAUGAAAUGCUUAAAAAGCCUGUUUAUGACAAACCGACGUUGGAUUUAAAUGCCUUGGGAGAAAUGGGCAGAGCUGUCAAAUUAAACCUCGUUGGAGAGGAGAAGAGAAACGAAGAGGAAAGUAUUAAUAAACACCAGAUUAAUACCUAUGUGAGUGAUCUGGUAUCUCUCCACCGCAGUCUACCCGAACGAUGGAAUCCUCUUUGUAAGGACCAGAAGUAUGACUAUAGGUCAUUGCCAUCCACUUCAGUGGUGAUCGCCUUCUACAACGAGGCCUGGUCCACACUGCUACGUACUGUCCACAGUGUCCUGGAGACCUCACCCGACAGACUGCUACGAGAGGUGGUGCUGGUGGACGACUAUAGUGACAGAGCUCAUUUGAAGGAGCCGUUAGAAAACUACAUCUCCAGCUUGAAGAAGGUGCAUCUGAUCCGGGCCAGGAAGAGGGAGGGCCUGGUGCGGGCCAGGCUCUUGGGGGCCUCCAUCGCCACGGGCGAUGUGCUGACCUUUCUCGACUGCCACUGUGAAUGCCACAGGGGCUGGCUGGAGCCCCUGCUCGAGAGGAUUAAGGAGGAACCGUCCGCUGUGGUGUGUCCCGUCAUUGAUGUCAUCGACUGGAACACCUUCCAGUAUCUAGGCAACCCCGGGGAACCCCAGAUCGGAGGUUUUGAUUGGCGGCUGGUCUUCACCUGGCACUCGGUGCCAGAGUAUGAGCAGAAACGCAGGCGCUCUGCCAUCGAUGUCAUCAGGUCUCCUACUAUGGCUGGUGGGCUGUUUGCUGUCAGUAAGAACUAUUUCCAUUACCUGGGCACGUAUGACACAGGCAUGGAGGUGUGGGGAGGAGAGAACCUAGAGUUCUCAUUUAGGAUCUGGCAGUGCGGGGGCAGCCUGGAGAUCCACCCCUGCUCCCACGUGGGCCAUGUCUUCCCCAAGAAGGCCCCCUAUUCGCGGAGUAAGGCCCUGGCCAACAGCGUGCGUGCUGCAGAGGUCUGGAUGGACGACUACAAGGAGUUGUACUACCACCGUAACCCCCACGCUCGCCUGGAAGCCUUUGGGGAUGUGACAGACAGGAGGAGGCUCAGGACCCAGCUGGGAUGUAAGGACUUCAAGUGGUACCUGGAGAACAUCUAUCCUGAUAUCCACGUCCCUGAGGACAGGCCUGGGAUGUUUGGAAUGCUGAAGAACAGAGGCAUGUCCAGCUACUGCUUUGACUACAACCCUCCUGACGACCAUAACCUGGUGGGCCACCGGAUCAUCCUCUACCCCUGUCAUGGCAUGGGACAAAACCAGUUUUUUGAGUACUCCAAUGAGAGUAGGGAGAUCCGCUAUAACACCAGGGAGCCAGCAGGGUGCGCUGUGGGGGACGCUGUCUCCAACUACCUGACCGUGCACCUGUGCAGGAAACCCCGGCAGACUGUACCACAGGACCAGAAGUUUGUCCUCAGAGAGGACGACACCCUCUACCAUGUGAUGACGCAGAAGUGCGUCCAGGCCGUGGACAAGACUGACAACGGCACCCCUGCCCCUGCCCUGCGGCCUUGCUCAGACCACGCCAACCAGAAGUGGUUUUUUGAGGAGAGGGGGGCGUAGUGGAACGGGCCAGCCGAAAUCCCUAUCCCUGGGGUAGAGGGUCAACCAAACUCUUACCCCUGGGAUAGAGGGUGAGGGUUGGAGGGCCCCCAAGACCAAUACUCAGGUCCAGCGCCCUUAUGCCGUGGAGAUGACCUGGGUCGUAGUCACUAGAUACAAAACAGAAGAAAAUGGUCCAAAACGGCGAGGUUCUAUCUGAAGUAGUCUAAUAGGAAUAAUUUGUUUUCUGUUGCACACGGUUUGUAAAUGUUGUGCUCUAAUGAAUAUGACCCUGGUCAGGAGAACCGUUCUCACCUCCUGUAUCUAUGCACAACCGUGUGCUUGCUGGACAACGUCAACAUUGACGUUUUCGCACAUUUGUGAAAACCUGGGAGACGAAGGAUGUUGGAAUGGACUGGGAUAUUUAACACAUUUUUAUGUGUGGGAUUUAAUGACCUGUCUGUUCAUCUGACUGAAAGCCACUCCUACUUUUUAUUCUCACUUUCGUUCUUACCUCUCUCUUUCUCUGGAACACAGGACCACUUAGCAGCUGGUCGUGGAUGUUUUUGGGCAUUGCAGUGAUCAUGACAGACUCUUAUGUACUUGCGCAUUACAUUAUAGCUGGAAAUCUCAGACUCAACCUCUAGACGGAGCCAAAGCUUCCAUCUUGUGUGCUGAUCUUUUUCACUCCAUCCAGCAUGUUCUCAGCUCAGUGAUGUGAGUUGUUAAUUGUUCAGGUAUUUUUGGGAGCCUAAUAUUUUGUUUUAUACAUAUUUUAUUUUUUAAAUACGUGCUUACUACUUCAACCAGUCCCUCCAAGAUUUUUUUUUUUUUUGUGAUAUUUUCGGGCAAAAUAAUCUUGCAUGGCAGUAUGCAACAAUUGUGUUCAAUUUGUCGCGAAAGUGCGCUGACGAGAGAAACAUUUGUUGCCGUGUAGCUUGAUUGAACCAUAUUAUGCUGUGAUUGGUUAAUUUGCGCCCCCUCUUUUUGUACUGCGGUAAUGGAUCUGUUUUAUGCGGUAAUAUUGCAAUGAUUUGACUUUUUUAUGCAGAAAUUAGUGUGGUGAUUGGUCAAAUUUGCAAGCCCUCGCAAAAUAUGUGAUGAAAUUUUUGAUUGCACACAAAAAAAUUGCGAUGACAGAAUCGUGGAGGGGCUUUAUAACUUUCGAUUGGCUCCGCUUCUAGGCUUAAGACAACACACAGUACCUCUUUAGCCACACGAUUACUGGUAGUAGGAGAAAUUCCACUCCGGUCUUAAGUUGUGUUCAUGAAUCACAAUUAUGAAUUUGGAUAACUCACGGUAAGCAAUUUAAACAUUUCUGAAAGAAGGAAUACUUGUGGUUUUUCAUUGUUUUUUGGUCUAACAUGCAUCUUGUCAAUGCAGUUGACUCCUAGUGAGAUUGUUAUUUUCCUAAUAGAGUGAAGCUACUAAGACUUAACGUAGCUAUAUUGGGUGUGUUAAUUAUAUUAUAAUUCUUGUUUAUUUUAAAUGAUAUAUUUACUCAAUGUUUAUUUACUUACUUAUUGAUCAUCGUUGAUGUCAGCGUGGAUUUAUUAAUUCAGCACUAAGUUAAAUGAGCCACUUGACUUUAUGUAUUGCAAUUGCAAUAACAAAUGGGGAAAACAAUUGUUGACAAUAAAUGUUCCUUAAGGCCAUCAUUUGGGCCAUUUUACCCAGAAGUGCCUUACCUGAUGCAAAAAGAGAUAUGGAAAGAUACGCAUGGAAUUCUAAAACAAAUCCACAUUUUUAUUAAAAGAGAUUAAGGACAAAUCUCAAAUGAUACCUACCUUAUCCCUAUAUAGUGUACUAUAGUGCAGGGGUACUCGCCUACUAUUUGAGAAGGUCCGGUCACAUACAUUUCCUCUGUGGCAAUGGUCCGGAUGGAUAUUGUAAUUUGUCGUAGUAACAAACCCUAACGUUGCGACCCCCAAGCUGUUCAAACUGUUUACACCCCUCUUUUUGCCAGAUAUAAAAAAUAAAGUUGCUGUUUUUUAAAACAAAUUUCCUGCAAUUCUACACAUGUUGACAUGUCUUAUGUGUGUUCAUAUGAUACCUGAGUGGCUCAACAAAAUCAGCCGGGGUUCCCUUGGGAUGGAGGCCCCUGGGCAUGUAAUCUGGCCACGAUAACUACAAGAUGUAGGUAGCUGGUUAGCCUAACUUUCCUAUCUAGUUGACAUGCGCUAGUGGUAAUUAACUGGACAUUUUUCUGACAGGUUAUAAAUAGCUCUCUAAGGUCUGUCAGUGGAGGAAGGAAAACUGUCCAUACACAACCAAAUUUCAAGAUAUUGCCUUGUGCAUUCUACUAUUAUAACUCAACAGUAAGUUUCAUUUCCCAAAAAAUAAAUACUAUUUAUUUAUUUAGUCAGGACCUGCGGUCCGUAUUGACCCUGUUCUGGGUCCGGAUCCGGAACCGCCAGUUGGCUGCUAUAGGGCGUAAGGUGUCAUUUGAGAUAUAGCCUAAGUGUACUUUAAGAUUGAUAUCUUAUGCAAGGAGAUUGUGGGUGAAUGGAGUGCUGCAUUGAUCCCUGUUCGCUUAGCCUAGUGGUAUGGCUGUUGCGUUUAGGGGGACGUUGGACACACACUCACUAACACACAUGCAUACACACACACACACACACACACACACACACCGGAGUUUACGUGCAGGAUCUCUGGAUCACUUCAAUUGAAAUAGGGAUAUGAGAUUUGAUUUAUACCUUUUUAUAUCCCAUGGCCACAGUUCAUAACAUGUUUUCUAAGUACAUUGACAAGAGUCAGUUUUAUUUAAACACGACCGGGUGAAUCACAAUAUGUCAACCUAUUGAUUUUGGACAGGGUCCAAAGUAGUGCACUAUAGAGUACCAUUUGGAAUGCAGACAUAUUUUUGCGCCAGGGAGUUGAAUAAAUAUGAGAUUGUUUUUCCUGAGUUAUAGUAGCGUUAUUUACGGUUUUCUUAGUCAUCUGGUAUUCCAGGCAUGUCCCUACAUUGUAAAACAUGUUUUAUUGUAUGUUAUUUGACAUGGUAUAUGGCCGCAGCAAAAUUGAUAAGUGACCAUUCACCUGGUUUGCUUAAUAUCUUUCUGGCAGGUCAUAGAAUGGCGUGGCGCUCCUCUAUCACCGUACAUCAUAAAGUGUGAUGUUCUGUCUGUUUGGGACACAGUACUCUGGAUGCAUCCCACAUGGCACCCUGUUCUCUAUGUUGACAACUACUUUUUAAAAUCAAUAUGCUGGAUCCAACUGGAUUUAAUUCUAAUGCUGUUCAUUCCAUGUGGCCUUUACCAUCAUAAAAAAAAAUUGUUAUUAAUUCAAGAUAUUUUUAGGAACUGUCCAUAAAAUGGAAUCGAUUGGAUGAAACUGAGUUUGUAAUCAUAUUAAUGUACCAUUUUUCUAGUACCAUUCUGGAAAAAGUAUUUAAUGUGUAAUGUUUCAUUUCUGAAUAAUAAUAAUACAAAGUAAAACUUUUAAGAAUUGUAUUCUUGGUUGGUAUGUAUGUAUUUUCUUCAAACCACAUCAGGUACCAGUCAAAAGUUUGGACACACCUACUCAUU